This is a messenger RNA of Eurypyga helias (sunbittern), 2475 nucleotides long. Its product is annotated as poly [ADP-ribose] polymerase 14-like. Gene Ontology annotation, molecular function: transcription corepressor activity. The annotation marks the transcript as partial. Gene Ontology annotation, biological process: negative regulation of gene expression. Gene Ontology annotation, cellular component: nucleus; cytoplasm. The record is from RefSeq and is a predicted model, not a curated record. The transcript is spliced from 2 exons. NCBI's taxonomy places the organism in Eukaryota, Metazoa, Chordata, Aves, Eurypygiformes, Eurypygidae.
UUUGCCAAAAAGUUUAAUCAAAAUCACAGAGCAAAGCAACAAAAUAUUACUGCACGGUGCCUUGAGGUAACAAGAAGCAUUAGGGCUGAAAACAUACCACCCAACACACCCAGCGACUAUAUCACUGUCUACUUUGAAAACAAGAAGAAUGGAGGGGCACAAGUGGUGGAUGUUCAGCAGCUGCCUGAUGAAGAUGCAGCCAUCAUUACAUUCAGCGACCAUAAAGACGUAACCAAUAUCUUGGGAAAGCAGCAUUUACUCAACAAAACACCCAUCUCUGUCUAUCCUUACUAUGUUUCGCUGGGAACAGCUCUGUAUGGAAAAGAAGGGCCACAAAUAAAGAAGCUGGAUCCAAUUACAGUGCCUCUGGAUCCACAUAUCUGGCAUUACUUGCAGAGAAAUAAUAAGCUAACUGAGGCAAUAAAUUGUGAAAUGGCAAAGUGUAACUGUGUGCCAGUGUGGCCUGAACCCGGCUGUGCAGACCCAGAAGUUACUUUGCAUCCUUCACCUACUUUGUCUGUGCAGAAGAGACUGGUAUCUCGAUUGAUCAAGACGUGGAAAGAAAAUGUUUCCACAGCAUUUUCAUGUAGCAUAUCGAAGUACAAAGUGAUCAAAUGUCACGUAAGCGCAGAGGUGUGGGAAGCCAUUAGAAACAGCUUUAUCUGUGAGGAAGUUCUGAUAAUCCCAUGUACUUCCAAGGAGUUACUUGUUCUAGUAGGUGAAAAAGAAGUUGUGAAGAAUGUUGAGCAAGAACUGAAGUUUCUGAUAGAACAGGCCACCAGAGAAAUUGAAAGAGAAAAGCAGAGAAUGGAAGAAAUGGUGGUAAUGAGUCCAGGGGAAUAUGCACUUUUACAGAUUGCUGGUCUCGAAGAAAAAUUUCGUAUGGAGUUCCCAGCCCUGCAGAUAACUUAUGAUCCUUUGCAGAAGAUAAUUAACUUAUGUGGAAUGCCUGAGGAAGUUUAUAAAGUAAAAGGGGAAAUAUUAGACAAUAUACGUAAUAUGGUAAAGAAAACAGUUAGUAUUCACCCUUAUAUUUUCCAGUUUUUAGAGUGUGUUGAUAACGAAACCCUGUCACAGAGCCUGUUUAUGUCAAAAGAAAUCAGUGCCUUUUAUGAGCUUGGCACAGAAGCUGUCAUCUUGAAAGGCAGCGCUCUUGAAGAUCUCCUGAAAGCAGAAGAGGAAAUAAAGAAGGAGCUGGACUACAAAAGCAUUACUUUGGAGGAUGAGUCGGUCCUCCAGAAGAAGGAAUGGGUGUUUCUCGCCAAGCAAAACUGCUCUAAUGAAGCUGUAAAAGUCAUUCAGGCAGAGGGUCAGGUCAUUGUUGCUGGUUGUUCUCAAGAAGUAGCAAAAGUCGCUGAGGAAAUUUCUGACUUCAUAGAUGAAAACACACAAGUACGAAAGGUCGUUGGAGGAAAGCCUGUGGCAGUCAUAAUGUUCUUUGAGAAAGAGAAGACCAACGUUUGGGGUGACUUGGAGAAAAAAGGGGUGAAAGUUGACUUCAUCACAGAGAAGAAAUGUAGAGUUAUAUCCCUGAGCGGGCCGAGAAGAGAAGUGCUGAAGGGAGUCACCUUAGUUGAGCAAAUUCUGUCUGGCCUGCAUUAUAAGCGUUUGGUAAUUAGAGAGCCAGGAGCCAAGUUGUAUUUCAAAGAGCGAGAACGCUUUUUUGCUGCCACUGCAAAUCAAGACUUUAGGUGUCUAGUCAGGCUGGAAGAGCUGUCGGAAGAACAGCUGGAAGAACGGCAAGAACAUAGCGAUACAGGCAAGCCUUACUCGCAGGUGACCGUAGGUGGGGUUGUAAUAGCAGUUUAUACAGCUAACUUGUGCACUCAUCCUGUUGAUGUUGUGGUAAAUGCAUCUAACGAAGACUUAAAACACAUCGGGGGCCUUGCUGAGGCGCUGUUAAAAGCGGCAGGUCCAGAGCUGCAGCAGGAGUGCGAUGAGGCGAGGAAGAGCAGGAUUCUGCAGCCUGGGUGCGCAGUUAUCACGGGCGCCGGGAAGCUCCCCUGCAAGAAUGUCAUCCAUGCCGUUGGGCCCAGGUGGAGGAAGGAGGAAGCGGAGAAGUGCGUGCUCUUGUUGAGGAAGACGGUGAAGAAAAGCCUGCAGCUAGCUGAAACGUACAAUCAUCGUUCCAUAGCUCUGCCCGCGAUAAGCGGGGGGAUUUUUGGCUUCCCGCUGGAACUGUGUACAUAUUCCAUUGUAUCCUCCAUCAAAGAGACCUUGGAAGAAUCCAUGGGGGAGAGCAGCUUGAAGGAGGUUCAUCUCGUGGAUAUUGUACAGGAUAACGUUCAGGCUUUCAGCAAGGCGCUGAGAGAAGUGUUUUCAGAUUAUUCACCUUACAGCUCACUGCGUCUGACCAGUACAGUUCAUCAGCCUAGGAAAAGCAAAAUUUCUCCAAAUAGCAAGAACUUCCCCUUGGUGACAACUGAGGAAGGCCUUGACAUCAUGCUGAAAAAAGGAAGCAUUGAAGAUGUUAAA